GUGAUCUGCUGCCCGCUGGUGGAAUUCCGCGCGUGGGAGCUUCGGUUGCUUGUCUCGCCGGAUUCGCCGCCGCAUUGUGGAGAAUUCGGUGCGGGUUCUGAGCAUGUGGCGCCAGUUCCGGAGCUCGGGAAUCUAUCGACGUGAUUGUUUCUGCCUGGACUGGCAUUUGCGACCAAUAGGCUAGGUCCAUGUUUUUGGUGAAUUCCCAAAGUAUCAUGGUUGUCUUCGAUGAGAAAUCACUGGCAGGUUUCUGUAGCUUAUCUAUUGAGUUAUAGAUGCACCUGCAGUAGUUUAUUGCUGUCAAAUUAGGUUUUGGUGCACGCCUUCUGUUCAAUCAUAUAUAUAGCUUACCUUAUGAGAGAAAGCGAAACAGCUUUGCUAAUGUGGUACAAGCUAGCAAUCAGCCUGUGCCUCCACGUUUACAGAGGUUCUCUAGUAUUUUUAGGAUUUCUCUUGAUAAGUACUCCCUCUGUAAGGUCUUAUAUUCCUUUACAGAGGGAGUGCUUCUUUCUCCAUAAUUCCAUAUGCUUCUUGUAUCCUGCAAUUACUGUGCAUCACAUCGAUCUAAAGAAAUUAUAAUAAACUAGUUGUUACAGUUUUCUUGUUUUUCUCCCAACUAACAUGAUAUUUUAUGUAAGGACUCUUAAUCUCUGAAUUUCCAUGAAUGGUCUGUUCCAGUUAGCAUGAGAGCAGCUGGCAAUCCUACAAUUAGCAUGGAUGGUCUGUUCCAGUUAGCAUGAGAACAGCUGGCAAUCCUUCAAUUAGGAAUCUCUUGUUAGAAAAGGUUAUAGCAAGAAAUAUAAGCACAGAAACACACCAAGCUUUGACCCAGUCAUCAUACCUGAAAAUACUAUGUUUUCUCAUAAAGAGGAUGGACGGUGUCUACCGCUUGCUUUUGCAUGAAAAGAAAGUUAUACAAGAUGACACUUCAGAUGCAAAACUUCAUGCACCGAUACAGUAUGAGAGAGAUGUGGUUACUGCUCUCGGAACUACCAAGUGGCAGUUGGAGCAAUUUGAGAGGGAGGUGAAUGCAGCUGCAUUCUCUGAUAAGUCAACUUCUAGGGAAAAUGCAAUCUUAAAAUUUAGGCAAUUCAUUAGAGCUAUAGCGGAGCAAAUUUCUGAGGUGGAAGAAAGCUUGAAGACUCUUAGGACAGAUUUCAGUAGAACUCCGAAAUCUCCAUACCCCUCAAGUGAACAGGAUGGAGAUGGGCUGGCAUCUUUCCUUUCUGGUGGCAACAAUCAUAGUCAUGCAUACUACUCCACUGAUACAAAUGAAAUUACUGAACUUAAGCUCGACAGUGCACCUAUGGUGAAUGGUUAUCAUUCUGCCCAAGAAGAUACAUCACGUGAACUCAGAUAUUCAGGAAAUGAUGUGGAAGGAGCAUCCAAAUUGCAAUGUUCACGUGGAGAAAGUGCAUCUGAAGUAGAUCAUAACGGUAGCACUUUGUGUAGUUUGGAUGCUGAUGAUUCGCUAGGUACGAGCCAUCAUUACAAGAACAAACUGAGCAGUCAGUACCGCAGUUUUAUGAGAAACUUAUGGUUUACGAAUAGAGACCAUGAGAGCUUUACAAAGAGGAGGAAAGAUGGAGAAGUUGUUGAUAGCUUGAGAAAUGGAAAUAUAUUGCCUCCCUUCAACCUACGUACAUCAGGAAGAACUAUGUAUUGCUGGCCUGAACUUAUCAAGAGAACAUUAAGUAGAUCUGAAUAUUCUACACGCUACAAUCACCCUCAACUUUUUGUAGCAACAUCACUACUAGUUGCACUUGCUGUCCUUGGCUUGCUGGUUUUGCAUGCCAAGUGAGGCGAAUGAAGCGACAUGUAUCUAAUUUUGGUCCCUGUGUAUGUAACACUCACUGCGCGCUCGGAGUACCCUUAUGUAUGCAUGUAUCAGCCGCUGCGUUGCAUCGCACCAAUCGGGUCUGUGAUCCUUCCCUAUGAAGAAGGAUACAUAGGCUUCUGAUCGCGGCACGAUGCAGACAGAGGUUUGCCGACGUUUUUGCGCAGCUGAUAACUGUGGUUGGCUCCUCGGCAGCGUGACCCAGCACCAGAGGAAGCUGUGAUACUCCCGCUAAUUGUCAUUUUCUGGGUCCAAAACCACUGUACCAUGCUGAUGCCAUUGUGCUAAUCAACGAUUGCCAGAUCGGUGGGAUGAACAGUUACUGCAGUUUUUGAUUGAUUGUGGCAACCUCAAUGUUAAUAUAUUUCUCGCGAAUUGAAAAGUCCACUCGAACGGAGCUGAUUCAUUGUACCAUAUGCUGAGUUGUAAACUGCCUGUCUCUACCUGGUGAUUAUAAAUAAAAUAAAUCUGCUUUGCUCA
Messenger RNA from Triticum dicoccoides, 2317 nucleotides. RefSeq lists its product as uncharacterized. The record is from RefSeq and is a predicted model, not a curated record. The coding region runs from base 737 to 1801 and encodes 354 amino acids. Gene Ontology annotation, cellular component: membrane. Gene Ontology annotation, biological process: Golgi vesicle transport. Lineage: Eukaryota; Viridiplantae; Streptophyta; Magnoliopsida; Poales; Poaceae. The transcript is spliced from 5 exons.